AUGGCUUGCUGUUACAUAGCUGCCUUCUGUAUCAGCCAACUGGUCAACGCCUGCCAGUUUUUAGAUCUCGACAACUCGAUUCGAUACAAUGAGGACAAGUCCGAGUUGCAGUAUCCGGAGAAGCCCAGAGCAGCUGAUGACCAGAGAGUCGAGAAAAACUCGAUCAUUCUGUCGCUCUCGGGCAUGACUUGCUCUGCCUGUUCAAGUUCCGUCGAGUCUACUCUCAACAGCCUUCUAGGUGUGAAAAAGGCGAGGGUAUCCUUGGCGCUUCAGCAAGCCACUGUCAUCGGGAAGAACCCGACUCUCGACCGAGAAGCGAUCAAGAAUGCGGUUCUUGAUCUUGGAUAUGGGGUAGAGAUUGGGCCUCGAUCACCGAAUGAGAUAAUAGACGUUCUACGGUCCAAAGAGGAAAUUUCUCGGCUUAAGUUGAGUUUCUCUCAGCUUACUCGAUGCGCGACCGUUAUCCAGCUCGUCAGCUUGCUCCUGUCAAAAUUUGGAAGAGACCGACUACCCUCAUUUAUCCUAUUCUUUAUACAUCUAUUUUGCGCAUCCCUUGUCUUAUAUGCACAGAAUCAAUACAUCGCAUGGAUACACAUAGAUGGCUGGAAAUGGGUCCGUGGUGGACAACCGAACAUGAACACGCUCAUCUCCUCAUCCGUCUCCCUCGGGACAGCCUUUUCAUUCCUUGACCUUCUGGUUCGAGGCCCUAUCAAAGCCACACCAUAUUACAGCUCAGUCAUUGGUCUCGCUCUUGUUGUGGUUUCCGGAAGAUAUCUCGAAACCAUGUCCCGCCGGUCCGCGGCUGAGCACUUGAUUCGGGUUUAUCAGCCGCUCUUAGAAGACCAAUAUGUGAAGAUGUACUCAACAGGACAGCUCGUUCCCCAGAGCUUCCUUCGACCCGGAGACGAAAUCAUCAUCGAAUCCUUUUCCACCAUUCCGUGCGAUUGUUACAUCACUCUUGGUUCGGCUUCAAUCAACCAAGCUAUUGUAACUGGCGAGUCCAUGCCGGUCAAAAAAAGUGUUGGUGAUUUCCUUCUUGGCGGCACUCGAAAUAUGGGCGAACAGCUUGUUUGCGUCGUGCACAAAGAACAGGGUAGCUCGUUUUACGCACAGCUGGUGCAGAGCGCCGUUGAAGCCUCCGGAUCCAAGUCGGACGAUUUCCAGUUUUUAGAUCUGAUGAUGAAUUACUUUGUACUCAUCGUCAUGUCUCUGGCUGUUCUGGUUCCGUUGAAAGACAUUUACUGGUCUUCCAAUCCAUUGAACUACACCUUUCUUCGCUUGGCCAUCAUGCGUUGCAUGACGAUCCUAACCUGCGCAUGCCCAUGUGCACUGGGGCUGGCGAUACCCUCGGCAGUCGUGGCAGCGGCUAACGUCGCGAGCCAGAAGGGCAUAGUUCUUACCAAAGGAUUCACCACGAUCCAAAAGCUCCGCGAUACUCAAACCGUCGUGUUCGACAAGACUGGGACCCUCACAAAGGCCACGUUGGACGUUUCGCACUUCCAGACGUCAAAGACAUGGGUUCACCAUACCACAGACUUUUGGACGUACAUCUGUGCAGUCGAGGAGCACACCAUGUCGACACAUCCUCUUGGGCGAGCUAUCUUCUCGGCUGGAGUUGCACACCUCGAUAAUCCUUGGGUCGAGGCUAAGAUGGACCUUUGCACUGAAGGUGUAACGGUGGAGCCAGGUAUGGGUAUCUCGGGGGACGUGUCGAUAGCGAGUCAGCCAUGGCAGCAUGUCACCAUCGGGAGUCUACGGUACUUUCAAUCCUGCGGCAUACUCGAUCUUCCAGAAACCCCCGAGGAGUCCGAUCAUGGAGUGAUAGCUGUUCACAUCGGCGUAGACUACGCGUAUGCCGGAACGCUGUUGGUCACUGACGCCGUGAGGGAAGACGCCAAAGCUACGAUCAGACAACUCGAUCUCAUGGGCUGUGAGACCAAAUUGCUUACCGGAGAUGUGUCUCACUCGGCUCAGCGAGUUUCCCGGGAGCUUGAGAUUCCUGUCUUGGCGUCUGAAGCUAAACCCCAGGACAAGCUGGACUGGAUCAAGCGUCUUCAAAGUGGCGGGGAAAUGGUAACCAUGGUUGGAGACGGAUUGAAUGAUGCCCCAAGCUUAUCUGCCGCUGAUGUCGGCAUUGCCCUUUAUCACGAAGCCGCAACCCCUACAGUGGGUGCAUCCGUCGUGAUUCUCAACUCACGCCUGGACUCGAUCCCCUUACUUCUGAAGAUUGCCAAGCACACUGUCCAGCAGAUCAGAUAUAACCUCGCUUGGGUCUUGGGCUACAACUGCCUGGCACUCAGCAUGGCCGCUGGAUUCUUCAGCCCCUUUGGCGUUGUCUUGACUCCACCCCUUGCGGCGGCGUUCAUGUCGGCUUCUUCGAUAUUGAUCACAUUGAAUGGGCUUUGGUUACGCAGUAGAUUGGCUGCUUUGGAUGCGUAG
Molecule: messenger RNA, 2439 nt
Organism: Fusarium vanettenii 77-13-4
Lineage: Eukaryota; Fungi; Ascomycota; Sordariomycetes; Hypocreales; Nectriaceae
Exons: 6
Coding region: 1-2439 (812 amino acids)
Biological process (GO): copper ion homeostasis; monoatomic cation transport
Cellular component (GO): membrane
Molecular function (GO): ATP hydrolysis activity; P-type divalent copper transporter activity; ATP binding
Source: RefSeq, a predicted model, not a curated record